Molecule: messenger RNA, 538 nt
Organism: Elgaria multicarinata webbii
Lineage: Eukaryota; Metazoa; Chordata; Lepidosauria; Squamata; Anguidae
Product: parvalbumin, muscle-like
Exons: 5
Coding region: 17-349 (110 amino acids)
Cellular component (GO): cytoplasm
Molecular function (GO): calcium ion binding
Source: RefSeq, a predicted model, not a curated record
GCCGACAGUUGAAAGAAUGGCGAUGACCGACCUACUCAGCGCUGCCGACAUCAGGGCUGCAAUAGCAGCCUUCGCAGCUCCAGACUCUUUUAACCAUCAGAAGUUCUUUGUGAUGGUAGGGAUGAAAAAGAAGACUCCUGAAGAAGUGAGGCAAAUUUUUCACAUUAUGGACAGAGAUCGAAGUGGGUUUAUUGAGGAGGAGGAACUACAGUUGUUAGUGAAUAACUUUUCCCCAGAGGGCAGAACCCUGACUGCUAAGGAAACCAAGGCAAUUAUGGCCUCUGGAGAUAAAGAUGGAGAUGGCAAAAUAGGCAUUGAAGAAUUCGUAAGCAUGGUGGCUGAAUCCUAAAGGCUUUGACCAAUCUGAACCAUCCAUCCACCCUUGACCACCUGAUUCCAGCUAUUUUCUGCUGACCUCCUUGGUUCUUCUUCUCUUGAUUUAUGUUGUUUUAUACUCCAACAUUGUUCUCUGCAGCCCUAUAGCUAUGUAAUUGUGCUGAAAGAUGCUGUUAAAGUAAUAAAGGUCACAUCAACCUGG